AUGUAUAACGCUUGCGGCAGCGGUGGCUCAGGGAGCAGUCUCUACGAUCAGUAUGAUAUGAACGCUCAUGGAAUGAAUCACAACAGAGUCAAAGUGGAAGAUGCCCUCUCGUAUCUGGAUCAAGUGAAAACUCAAUUCGCCGAUCAACCGAAUGUUUAUACUCAGUUUCUCGAUAUCAUGAAAGAUUUCAAGUCUCAAGCCAUCGAUACGCCUGGUGUGAUCACUCGAGUGAGCCGGUUAUUUCACGGAAGAUCUGCUCUCAUAAUGGGCUUCAACACAUUCUUGCCUCCAGGUUUUGAAGUGCAAGUGGUGGGAUCGAAGAUCACCAUCACAGAGCCUAGCGGGAAUAAACAGGUCAUUUUCAACAAUCCGGAGGCAGAGCGUGUCGUUGAAGAAAAACCGGCAGUGGUUGAAAUCCCUCAACCGUGCCCGCCAGUGAUUGAACCUGUCGAAAGUACUCAUGGCACUCCAACACCUGCAGCACUUGCUCCAUCACCUAGUGUGGCCAGCACUCCUAUACUAAACACCAGUAGUCAAGAUAUCAAUGAAGCCAUCAGCUACGUCAAUCGAAUAAAGGCAAGAUUCGCCAACCGGCCGAUUGUAUAUAAGAAAUUCCUCGACAUCUUGCAUUCGUAUCAGAGGACGGUAGAUCAACAGGCUCGCACUCCCCAGAGAGAAAAAGCAGUGUUAGAUGCGGUGACGUCAUUGUUCGGUGAUGAGCCGGAUUUAUUGGAUGAGUUCCGAAAUUUCCUACCUGGUGUUUAUGGUUUUCGAGAUCCCUCAGAAGCUUUGUUCGAUGGUGAACCGAAGGAGACUGAAGCAACUAUUUCAUCGGAUUCUGAAGAAUACCCAUCAAAGAUGGAAGUUUCGGACUCUGACCCGGAUAUGGAAACUAUGCCGAAGCGAAAACGCAGAUCAAGGGCUUCAGCGAGCACGUCGAAGUCUAAGUCGAGUUUCGAUCCCGUUUGGAAGAGGGAAGUGGAUGUCAAAGAUAUAGCUCUUUGUGCAACUAUUGAAGACAUCAUAUAUUUUGACAAUAUCCGCCGCUCCCUUGAUUCGCAAAAAUACCAGACAUUUUUGCGCGCUCUCAAUCUUUACAGUGCAAAUAUAGUAUCUGCUACUGAACUUUUGACUAUGCUGGAGGCUAUUUUCGGUCACCAAAAGCACCUUCUUGAUGGUCUUCGAAAAAUUCUAGGAGUGGAAAGUGAAUCUAGUAGUGCAUCGACAGCUGCUGCCUCUAUAGAACAACGCUUUCCUAGUGAUCUUGCCCAUCAGAUUGACUACUCAAGUUGUAAACAACUUGGAGUUAGUUACAGGAGCCUUCCUGACAGCUUCAAGCGACCUGUCUGUUCUGGUAGGACACCGCUGUGUGAUGAGGUGCUGAACGAUACCUGGGUAUCAUUCCCUUCAUGGUCUUCCGAAGACUCUACCCACGUAUCUUCCAAGAAGACGCAAUACGAAGAGUUUAUUUAUCGAACCGAAGAUGAACGAUUUGAGUUGGAUAUAAUAAUCGAUGUGAACAAAUACGCUAUCGAGUCGUUGGAACUUGUGCGGCGACGCAUGGAACGAAUGCCACCAGAGGAACUGGACAAGUUUCGUUUGGAUGAGAAACUUGGUGGUAGUUCACCUUCUUUGAUGUUGCGUGCCAUCAAGCGGAUAUACGGCGAGCAUGCGUCCAAGAUCACGGAGGGCAUCAAGCGGAAUCCUUCCAUGACUAUUCCAAAGGUGUUGGACCGAAUGCGAGACAAAGAGAAGGAAUGGCGAGAGGCACAAGUUGCCAUGAACAGGCAAGGAUCGAACUUUUCUUCGAGUAAUCUUAAUGUUACAAGUAGAAAUAUCUUCUCAUUUCUAAGGAUAUGGCGUGAGCAGAAUGAGAAGCAUAUGAUGCGUUCACUUGACCAUCAAACAAAUGCGCUACGGAACAGUGACUCGAAAUGGAUCAAAGCAAAGGCUCUUCUUCAUCACAUAGAGGUUAUGUUCGACGAAAGACAGCAAAAGUCCGAAGAAGGUCGUUGUGAAGAUGUCGGUCCGCAUUUGAUAAUGUUGUAUCCUGAACAGAGGUCUAUCAUACAUGAUGUUUCGAAUUUAAUUCUACAUUAUGUGAAGCGGCAGUCCAACAUCCAUAAGGAAGAGAAGAACAAGAUAAAAACAAUCCUGCGCCGAUGUGUAACGGAGUGGUUCGGUGUCGACGACGAGGAGAUGAGUGACGGUGAGGAAAACAGCGAUCCAUUGCUCUUCACUACUGGGCCGCCCAGAAAGCGCAAAUUAACGGAUGCCCCAGAUGAUGAACCACCGAAGCUGAUUCCUACCGCGCAUUAUCGUAUUGUCUAUGGAGGCAACUCACUGUUCUUAUUUUUCCGCGUUCAUCAAAUGAUAUGCGAUCGACUUGGUAAAAUGAAAGCGAAACAUGCGGAGCAAAUGAAAGAUUAUGAGGAAGAGCUGAAAGUUGCUGCCAUGCAACAAGAGUUGUACAAAAUUCACGGGAAGGGAUUUGGAAGUCAUGAACUCAACGCCAGUGAUACGAAUAAUGGAUUAGACAUAAUAAAGAAUCCUCGUCGAUCUCCUGCUAACAACUACACUGAUCUCCUUUGUAUAAUAAAAAGCCUUUUAGAUGGAAACAUCGAUCCCAAUACUUACGAGGAUAAUGUUAGGUUACUGUUUCCAAUAGACGGGUAUUUGGUAACAACUAUUGAUAAACUCAUAGCUAUGGUUGGACGACAGUUGCAUUUCCUGGCCACAGGUGCUGAAGGGCUUGAAACGAUGAAACUUUAUCAGCGUUUUCGUUAUGAUCUGCCUCUAUCAGUGUUCAAUCAGUCGGCUAGAAAAACAAGGGUCGAGGAAGAGUACUCACGUGCUGCAGAAACGUUUUUCAAUUGCCAAAAUUGUUUUAAAAUAUACGUCAUUUACGAGAAGAAACCCGUAGUGACUAUAGAACUUGUAGACACAGAAACUGAAAUAACGGCGAUGGAGAAAAUAUUCAACCCUAACGGCGAGGCUACAGCAGAUGGUAGUACCGAUGACGAUUCCGACCACAACGAGGAGACCGAUGAAGAUCAGCGCAGAAAUGGUACGACAGUACGGGCGGCGACGAAUGGUUUGUCCACCAAAAAAGAUGGAAUUACUGGUGUAGCAGGACCUUCAACGAGGAGUACUUCAAGGGUUACAGUAAAACGAAGUGUGUCCACAUCCGCUCAUGAAUAUGCUCCGUACAAAGUGUCAAGUUUUACAGGUCGCCUCUUCCUCAGGCGAAAUGCCCGCAUGCGGAAUCCUGAAAUUGCUGGGGAUUUUGUUUUAUUUCUUCUCCUUCUUUUGUAUGGGAAGGAAUCGUUCGCCGCAAUCGGGGACGAGGAUUGGCCAAAAUUGGAGCGUAUGCACUACAUCCGGAAAUGUCGAGCCAGAGAUAUGUUUGCGGAAGAGCACGGUGUCACAUGGUUAGCUAAAGGAAUGCAAAAAGUUACGUCACAUCAUCCAGUGUAUGAGUUUCUCCAAUUUAACAGAUAUUUGUUGAAAAAUACUGCAUAUCAGUCUCGCUCCAAGUCUUCUAAUGUUAGUUAA
Messenger RNA from Cooperia oncophora, 3555 nucleotides. Lineage: Eukaryota; Metazoa; Nematoda; Chromadorea; Rhabditida; Trichostrongylidae. The record is from the annotation of a GenBank genome assembly.